Molecule: messenger RNA, 1515 nt
Organism: Penicillium alfredii
Lineage: Eukaryota; Fungi; Ascomycota; Eurotiomycetes; Eurotiales; Aspergillaceae
Exons: 2
Coding region: 1-1515 (504 amino acids)
Molecular function (GO): zinc ion binding
Source: RefSeq, a predicted model, not a curated record
AUGUCUGCCCCGACCAAGCAAUUCCACCGGCUGUCCAUUGGGCAAAACAUGCCAGACACGCGGGCCCAGCACGCCAGAGCGGCCCGCGCGGGGCGGGAUCCUCCCGACGAGAGUGGCCGCGGAGACGACGGGGACGACAGCUCUCUGGCCGAGAGCUCCAGCGAGGAGGAUGAGAAUGAGGAAGAGGGGGAGGAAGGAGACGACGAUCAAGACGCGGAUGACAGCGACGACGAAGACAGCGAUGACGAAUCUACUAACGCUUCGACCAUCCGCACUCGCUCCGGCAUUACCUAUGACCUGACCCAUCUAGACUCCGAGUCCGAGGCCAAGGCUCUGGUAGGGUUGACGGGGCAAUUUGACGUGGUCAACUGCCGUGCUGUGCGCUCUGGGUAUGACUUCCAGUUGCUGGAUCGGCCCCGCGUGCACGUCGGCCGGGACUCGUUGAGCUGUACCUGCUCGACCUUCCAGAGCCGGCCGGGGGAGGCGUGCCAGCACAUCUUCUGGCUCCUCGACCAGCUGCAUGGCUGCUUCCUGGCGAAGCCCCCACCGACGGAGGUGGUGUUGGCCCGCGACGGCCGCGCGCGCGUCCUCCCGCCCAUCGAGGGCCUCCUGGACGGCCAGCUCGAGGCUGUGGCAGACCGACUGGACUGGCAGUACCUGCGGGCGGAAGGUGAUGGGCGCGGUGCGGGCAUGACACGCGCAGAAAAGGUCCGGGAUAUUCUGUCGGCGUUCAGCCCCGUGACGCUGCCGGAGGAUUUCCGCGGGGAUCUGGCCGAAACCACCACGCAGACCCGCACCGCCGAGCAGUGCGUCGUGCAGGGCGACUUCGAGGCGACUAUGUUCCGGCUGGGGGUGCACGACGACGGCGUCUUCAGCAGCCUGUGCAAGGCGAUGCCCGCAGGGGCGUGUGCCGCUAUCUAUUUCGACAAAGUCCAGGAGCAGUCGCGCCGGCUGCUGGCCGACUUUGAUCGGUACUGCGCGACAGGCGAGCGGCCGGCCGACGCCGCGGCGAGUCCCGGCGGCGGCGCAGUCGAGGUGCGCGAGGUAGUCGCGCAGCUGGGCCGGUCCGUGACGCACAUUCGAGCCAACAUCGCCGCGCGUGCCCCGCACGGCUCCGAGGGCGCCGCCAAAGCACUGGUUUCGAUUCUGGAAGCCGUCGCCGCGCGUAACAAGGACCCGCUCGAUGGCAACCGCUGGGGCCGGGUCUCCUUCCACGGCGAGGACGAGGACCAGCGCAACGUCUUUUAUCUGCUGAUUGGCGCCGCCGACCCGGACACCGACCCGGACAGCGGCUUCUUUGUCCUCGAUGCGCUGGAGGCUCUGCCGCCGGCGGAUCUGCGCCAGUUCGCCGAGAAGCUGCGCGACAUCUUGCGCAGGAUCGAGGUGAACCGUGCACCCAAGCCCUAUCUGCUGCGGCUGGGCGCGUUAGUUCGUGCGGCUGAGGCGGCUGGCGCUGGAGGCCAGAAACGCCCGGCGGCGGGGAACAACGGGGGGAAUUCGAAACGAAGUCGAUGA